GUACUUUGUCAACAGUUAUCUCUUCUUUCUUGUAGAUGAAAAUGCUCAUUAUUUUGGGAUUUUCAGCAGCUAUAGCCUUCACAGCUGUUUUCUUUUCUUUCCUUCAGCUAGGCAAAGAUAUCCUCUUUGAAACUGAAGAUAACUGCAUUACUGAGGCUAUCCAAAAGGGCUCUAGUCUAGUGGAUUGUGCUGCACAUUAUGCACUGAAAAGAAAUAUCCAAGGAAGGGGACUAUCAGCUCCUGCCUUGCUGCUGGCUUUCUCAAAAUUUCCUGAACAAGAGAGUCAAGAUAUUUCCCAAGCAGCUGAAAGAAUGGAAAUGUCAAUUCAAGUGCUGAAACAAAAGGUUUGCCAGAGGCACAAACGCUCAUUGCAUCCAACUGAUCUUUUAUCAGCUGAUCUACUUACUACAAUUGCUAAUAUUUCUGGAUGUCUGCCUUAUAUGUUGCCACCAAAAUGUCCAGACAAUUGCGUAGCUAAUAAAUACCGACUCAUCACUGGUGCCUGCAAUAACAGGGAACAUCCUAGAUGGGGAGCAUCCAACACAGCCUUGGCUAGGUGGCUUCCACCAGCCUAUGAAGAUGGGCUCAGUCAACCUCGAGGAUGGGAUCCCAGCAUCCGAUACAACGGAGUCCAGCUACCCUUGGUUCGUGAAGUGACAAAAACAAUCAUUCACGCGUCUAAUGAGGCUGUUACUGAAGAUAACAUGUAUUCUGAUAUUAUUAUGGUAUGGGGACAAUACAUAGACCAUGACAUUGCAUUCACGCCCCAAAGCACAAGUAGAACCACCUUCCUAAACGGAAUGGAAUGCCAGACAACAUGCAAAAAACAAAACCCAUGUUUUCCAAUAAAGGUGACCACCAAUGAUACAUUAUCCACAGGGAUGGAUUGCCUGCCCUUCUACCGCUCAUCUGCUGCAUGUGGCACUGGUGAUCACAGUAUUCUCUUUGGAAAUCUGUCAGCACUAAAUCCAAGACAACAGAUCAAUGGCUUAACUUCUUUCCUUGAUGCUUCUACUGUUUAUGGCAGUACCCCUGCUGCUGAAAACAAACUGAGGAAUUUAACAAGCAAAGAAGGCCUUCUUAAAGUAAAUGAUAAAUAUUACGAUAACCAUCGGGAAUACCUGCCUUUUACAGACCACAUCCCAUCACCUUGUGCACAAGAUUUGAAUGCAAGUGAAGGUGAGAGGAUUGAAUGCUUUAUGGCUGGGGACAGCCGCUCCAGUGAGGUCACAUCGCUGGCAGCUAUGCACACACUAUGGCUGAGAGAGCACAACCGCAUGGCCCGAGCCCUCAAAAACAUCAAUGGUCACUGGAGUGCUGAGACAGUGUACCAAGAAGCACGAAAAAUUAUUGGUGCUCUGCAUCAGAUUAUUACUUUAAGAGAUUACAUUCCCAAAAUCAUUGGUCCAGAUGCUUUUAAUAUGUAUAUUGGCCCUUAUACAGGUUAUGAUCCCACAUUGAAUCCUACAGUUUCCAAUGUAUUUUCAACAGCUGCCUUUCGUUUUGGUCAUGCAACGAUCCAACCAAUCGUAAGGCGAUUGAAUGCACAGUAUUUAGAUGAUCCAGAAUUCCCAAAUCUUCAUUUGCAUGAAGUUUUCUUUAGUCCUUGGAGGCUCAUUAAAGAAGGAGGCUUGGAUCCUUUACUAAGGGGUCUUCUAGCACAUUCAGCAAAACUGCAGGUGCAAGAUCAACUGCUGAAUGAGGAGUUAACAGAAAAACUGUUUGUGUUGUCCAAUAAUGGUUCACUCGAUUUAUCAUCAUUAAAUUUACAGCGUGGCCGUGAUCAUGGACUCCCAGGUUAUAAUGACUGGCGAGAAUUCUGUGGUUUACCAAAACUGGAAACUCACACUGACUUGAAUACAGUAAUAACCAAUCGAAAUGUCACUGAAAAAAUCAUGGAAUUGUACCACAAUCCUAGCAAUAUUGAUGUUUGGCUUGGUGGUCUUGUAGAAGACUUUCUUCCAGGUGCUAGAACUGGUCCCCUGUUUGCGUGUAUAAUUGGAAAGCAAAUGAAAGCACUAAGGGAUGGUGACCGAUUUUGGUGGGAAAAUGAUAACGUUUUCACAGAAGCUCAAAAACAUGAACUCAAGAAACACUCAUUGUCCCGCGUCAUUUGUGAUAAUACAGGAAUUUCUGAAGUGCCAGGAGACGCCUUUCAACUUGGAAAGUUUCCACAGGAUUUUAAACAUUGUGCCAAUAUACCUGGGAUGAAUUUAGAAGCUUGGAAAGAAUUUUAUCAGGAAGAGGAAAUAUGUGGAACACCAAAGAGUGUAGAAAAUGGUGAUUUUGUAUACUGUUCAGAAACUGGAAAAUCUACAGUGACUUAUUCAUGUCAAUAUGGAUUUCAAUUACAAGGAGAAGAGCAAUUAACCUGCACAAGUAAAGGAUGGAACUUUGAGGCUCCUGUUUGUAUAGACAUCAAUGAAUGUGAAAAUAAAAUUAAUCCACCAUGCUCUCCUUCUGCUAAAUGCAUUAACACUAAAGGCAGCUACAAGUGUCUCCAUACUGAACCUUACAAGCUGGCAGAAGAUGGAAGAACAUGCAUUGGUAAUGCUUGUGAACCUACUCUCCAUUAAAACUUUCUCUGUUCUGUUUUAUAAUGCUGUAAAAAUCAUAAAAUUGAGAUUUAUUGAAGAGUUGUUAACACACGU
Messenger RNA from Pezoporus flaviventris, 2651 nucleotides. RefSeq names its product thyroid peroxidase (gene TPO). Gene Ontology annotation, cellular component: membrane. The transcript has 13 exons. The record is from RefSeq and is a predicted model, not a curated record. Lineage: Eukaryota; Metazoa; Chordata; Aves; Psittaciformes; Psittacidae. Gene Ontology annotation, molecular function: heme binding; iodide peroxidase activity; calcium ion binding. The coding region runs from base 36 to 2576 and encodes 846 amino acids. Gene Ontology annotation, biological process: response to oxidative stress; thyroid hormone generation.